Triticum urartu is the source of this 1936-nucleotide messenger RNA. Its product is annotated as type I inositol polyphosphate 5-phosphatase 5. Lineage: Eukaryota; Viridiplantae; Streptophyta; Magnoliopsida; Poales; Poaceae. Gene Ontology annotation, biological process: phosphatidylinositol dephosphorylation. Gene Ontology annotation, molecular function: phosphatidylinositol-4,5-bisphosphate 5-phosphatase activity; inositol-polyphosphate 5-phosphatase activity; phosphatidylinositol-3,4,5-trisphosphate 5-phosphatase activity. The record is from RefSeq and is a predicted model, not a curated record.
CCCCCGCCCCCAGCCUCGCCACGAUCCUCUCCCUCUCCCGCUCCGAGGAACCAAAAUUUUCCCUCCACGACAUCCUCUCUCCUCGAUCAAAGCGGCAGCAAUGCCGUAGCCAGCCACGUACGCCGUUGGAAUGCCGGCCAAGCCAUGGUCGACGCCUCGUGCCCUCAGACACCGGACGACGUAACCCGCGACGAUCGACAGGAAAGCGCAUCAUCACCAUGUCCAACAUCUUCGGCAAGAAAGGGAAGAGUUUCAACGGUCCAGAUUCGCCGCAGAGUCGUGCAGCACGCGUGCGGUUCAAGAGCGCGAGCCUGAACUGCGUCGACUCGCCCAAGAAGCAGAAUGACGACACCUGCAAAUACAGGGUGUUCGUUGGUACGUGGAACGUGGGAGGGAAGAACCCGAACGACGGGCUUAACCUGCAGGACUUCCUGCAGGUGGACGAGUCCUCCGACAUUUACGUCUUAGGGUUUCAGGAGAUCGUUCCCCUGACCGCCGGCAACGUGCUGGUCCUGGAGGACAACGAGCCGGCGGCGAGGUGGCUGGCGCUCAUCCACCAGGCGCUCAACCACCCGCAGGAGCAGCCGGACAGCGACGAGCCGCCGACGCAGCCGCCGGAGCCCGGCUCCGCCGACGCCGGCCGGCAGCAGAACCGCCGGCGCGACGCCAUGGCCAACAGGUCCUCCAGCGGCAACCUCUUCUUCCAGACGCCGUCGCUCAAGCUCCUCAGCAACAGCUACCGCGUCGACAGCGCGCUCGUCAAGACGUGCAACUGCUCCGCGGAGGCGUCCCUGCAGCGGCGCCGCGCCACGGAGGUGCGCGAGUCCGUGUACCGCGCCGCCGAGACGCCCCCCGCGAGCACGGCCGCCGAGGCGGCGUCGACGUCGGCCGGCGGCUGGGACGACGACGGCGCCGGCGCCGGCACGCCGGGGCAGUGCGAGUCGCCGGCGGCGGACGGCAGCGGCAUGAGCUACUGCCUGAUCGCGAACAAGCAGAUGGUGGGGCUGUUCCUGUCGGUGUGGGUGAAGAAGGAGCUGGUGGAGCACGUGGGGCACCUCCGGGUGGACUGCGUCGGCCGGGGCAUCAUGCGCUGGCUGGGCAACAAGGGCUGCAUCGCCAUGAGCAUGACGCUGCACCACACCAGCCUCUGCUUCGUGUGCAGCCACCUGGCCUCCGGCGAGAAGGAGGGCGACGAGGUCCGGAGGAACGCCGACGUCGCCGAGAUCCUCAAGAGCGCGCACUUCCCCCGCGCAUGCAAGUCCUCCGCCGCCCACCAGCGCGUCCUCCCCGAGCGGAUCCUCGAGCACGACAAGAUGAUCUGGCUCGGGGACCUGAACUACCGGGUCUCCCUGAGCUACGAGGAGACGAGGACACUGCUGGAGGAGAACGACUGGGACGCUCUGCUGGAGAAGGACCAGCUGAUGAUCGAGAGGGAGGCGGGGAGGGUGUUCGGGGGCUGGAAGGAGGGCAAGAUCAGCUUCGCUCCGACGUACAAGUACACGCAGAACUCCGACGCGUACGCCGGCGAGACGGUCAAGUCCAAGAAGAAGCGGCGAACGCCGGCAUGGUGCGACCGGAUACUGUGGCACGGCGACGGCAUCGAGCAGCUGCAGUACCUGCGGGGCGAGUCCAGGUUCUCCGACCACCGGCCGGUCUGGGGCGUGUUCGCCGUCGAGGUGGAGGCCGGCGGCGGCAGGAUGAGGAACUGCUACUCGAUGUCCGCGCGGAUCGGCCACGACAAGCCGGGGUCGCCGCAGAGGCACGGCGGCUCCGUUGAGCCCUCCUCGUAGCCGCGGCCUUGUAGUUGUACUUGUAUGUAUGAUGUAGCUUAACUGCUAAAGGGUCAGAAAAGAUUUGGAGCCACCAUUCACAGGUUGAGAUCGCAGCUCGAUCUUGUCAGGCUGAUGUAUGUUACUACUAACAGAAAACUAAUAAA